CGCAUGCGCCACUAUUGCGUUAUGUUUACGUCACACGUGUUGGUCUUCAGCAAAAGUAGUUUGGUUUCUGUCGGUCGACGUCACACGUGUUGGUCUUCGAGAUGUGUCCGGUCGUAUUAUUAACGUUAAUAUUGUCUUUUCUCUUACUCCUGUUAGAAAUGACAGCGGCUAUAACGGUGUCGUUCAGUCCUAAACGAAUCGAUUCGUUAAAGGAAGACGACGUUUAUCUGGUUAAUUAUUCCGUAGAUGUCAACAGUUCCGGCCAAGAACAAUUACAAUUCGUAUCGGAAAAACCGUCCGUAGCUAACGUAGAAAAGAAUGCCACAGUCGAUUUUAAAAGCGACAUUUCUAUUAUAAAUGGUACUUUUCUGGUUAAAGGUAAAUUUUUAGGUUACACGAAAAUUAGGCUGAAGACCGAAGAAGGAACUUCUUCUCAAUCUUUACCUGUUGUCGUUGUAAGGAAAAAAAGUGCCUUAUCGAUUGCAUUUACCGCUUCUGUAGCAAUUUUAGUAUCGUUGAAUUAUAUUAAUAUGGGAUGUGCCUUAGAUCUAAAAAUUGUUAGACAAGUGCUUGCCAAGCCAGUUGCACCUGCUGUAGGAUUCUUUUCUCAGUUUUUAACAAUGCCUUUGUUGGCAUUUGGAUUGGCAAAACUUCUAUUUGAUGAACCAUUUAUGAUGUUAGGAUUGUUUACAUUUGGCUGUAGUCCUGGUGGAGGAGCCAGUAAUAUGUGGACUGUUAUAUUAAAAGGGAACUUGAAUUUAAGUCUGACCAUGACAUUUAUAAGCACUGUAGCAGCAUUAGGCAUGAUACCACUUUGGCUUUUUACACUUGGCACCCUAUUGUUUAAAGAUACAAAGACUGUAGUACCAUACUCUUCAAUAUUAACAACAUUAGUAUCCAUGCUCAUUCCUUUAGGUGUGGGACUUUUGUUUCAGAGAUUUCUGCCUCGUGUUGCAAAAUUUUGUCGAAAAAUACUUGCCCUUGUUUCCAUUCUUAUGAUACUGUUUAUUAUAAUAUUUGGUACCUAUGCUAAUUUUUAUAUGUUUAAGCUGUUUACUUGGCAAAUUGUUGUUGCGUCAAUGGUAAAUGUUUGGACGGGUUUUCUUUUUGGUGCUAUAAUUUCUAAAAUCUGUGGUCUAGCAACUGAAGAUAUUAUUGCUGUUGCAAUAGAAACAGGUGUUCAAAACACUGGUAUAGCAAUUAUUCUUCUAGGAUUUUCCCUGAAACAACCAGAUUCUGAUCUAGCAUCCGUUGUUCCAGUAGCUGGGUCAAUUAUGACACCAUUUCCGUUAUUAAUUGCAUAUGCAAUACAAAAGUUCUGGAAUUGGAAAAAGUCUUCAAAAGAAAAACAUAGAGAGAUUAUUUUUGAUGAUCUUCAAGAAUCAAUGUUGAAAUCACCCAAUUCCAGUACUGGUGGUGAUUUAAAACAAAUAUCAAAUGGUAGGAAUUAAUAAUGCUUAUUGUUAAAGUUACACGUAGUAUUUUAAUUAUGCAUUGAAGUUAUUUUUUAUAUUUGCUAUUUCAGGCAUACCUGAAUUAUCAUUUUAUAAAAUGUAAAUUCGUAAAUAAGAUGCUGUUUUUAAAUAGCCAAAAUUUCCAUUGUCUGAACUCUUAAUCUAAAGUACAGUAUUUUCAGAUUGUUACAUAUCUGAUUUUCUAUUUUUCUAUGAUGUUUUAGACAAUUUAAAAUAUUUCAUGUCACAAAUUUGUCUAAACAGUUGUAUUGGAUAUCAAUAAAUGUACUUACCUUAAACUAAUUGUAAACUAAAAGUUAGUAUUAAAGAUAUACUGUUUAAAAAUAGAAUUUGAAUUUCAAAUUUUAUAAUUCAUUUUGAAUAAAAUGUUUUAAAAA
Messenger RNA from Centruroides sculpturatus (bark scorpion), 1852 nucleotides. Its product is annotated as ileal sodium/bile acid cotransporter-like. Gene Ontology annotation, cellular component: membrane. The coding region runs from base 102 to 1451 and encodes 449 amino acids. NCBI's taxonomy places the organism in Eukaryota, Metazoa, Arthropoda, Arachnida, Scorpiones, Buthidae. The transcript has 3 exons. The record is from RefSeq and is a predicted model, not a curated record.